CGCAAAAAGCACCACCUGUUCUCCGAGUGAAUGCCAAAAGCGAUUCCUUUUCAUUUCGGAGCAAAAUUCCAGCAAAAAUUAACCCUUUUCUGGCAUUUGGUUAAUUAGGUCGGGGCUAAUUGCGGUGGCGAUCUUUGCCAAAGGUCACCGACCCUGGCCUUUCGUUCCGCUACAGUUGUUAUUUUCACGGACUUGCCGUGUCAAUAGCGAUUCGCCCCGUUUCACACCAACAGAGCUCCGCCCCUUUUCAAAACACGUACUUUUCUUUUCUGGCUACGGAAACGACUCAAAAUUUUGUGCAGCCACCGGCCGGACGUCUGUGGGACACAACGUGAACCGGCCAGUUUAUUUUCUAUUUCAAACCUGAGGAUAUCCCCCAGGAAAUGUUGACACGUGAAACUUGAAAAUUCCGGAAAAAGGGAAUAAUAGACAGAUGUGUCCUGCGUCAACGCGGCCUAAAAAGUAGCGGACGAGCCGCACACCAAAUGAACCCUUCUGUUGAUAAUUCGCGUCUGAUUGUGGGCUGCUCUGCUGAUAGUGAGCCACGACAACACUUCAGGGCUUUUAAUUGAAGACGAAAAUUUGCUGCACUGUUAAUUUUAUCAAAUGAGGAAAAUGCGGCUGCGGAAGAUUUUCGCCCUGGUGGGUGCCGUGACGGUGCUCGGAGGGUGCGUUCUGCUCUACCUGGUGCUUGACCUCACCCUGAUCCCCUCGGCCAACCACGCUCCCCUCACCAGAGAGAGUCACUCGUCCAAUACAAAGUGGGGCAAACAGUUUGAAUCUAGCCUGGAAAAAUUGGAAGGAGACAUCAAAAGGAACCAAAACAAGGUUCAGGAGAUCAAGGAAGCCAUCGACACCAUCAGCGAACUCGUCCACAUCAACACUGACCUCAAGGAUGCAGAGAAUGAGGUUCAGGCUGCUGACGAUAGGACGUGUCCGGCACCGACUGUGGCCGACGUCCUGAUGCUCGACCUCUACAACAGCAUCCCCUUCGACAACCCUGACGGAGGGGUGUGGAAGCAGGGGUGGAACAUUGAGUACAACAAGCAGCAGUGGGGACCCAAGAGGAAGCUCAAAGUCUUCCUCAUCCCCCAUUCUCACAAUGACCCUGGUUGGUUGAAGACCUUUGAAGACUACUACCACUCGCAGACGAAAGCCAUCCUGACCAACCUGAUUGCGAAACUGUCGGAGGACUCGAGGCGCAAGUUCAUCUGGGCCGAGGUGUCGUACCUGAUGUUGUGGUGGUCCGAGCAGAACGACCAGAACAAGGAGAAGCUGCGGCAGUUGGUGCAGAGCGGGCAGCUGGAAAUUGUGACCGGCGGUUGGGUCAUGAAUGACGAGGCCAACGCCCACUUUUGGGCCGUGGUGCAGCAGCUGACCGAGGGUCACGAGUGGCUGAUGCAGCACCUGGGCGUGCGACCCAAGCACGCGUGGGCCAUCGACCCUUUCGGCCACUCGGCCACCGAGGCUUACAUCCUCAAGAAGAGCCGCAUGGAGUUCUCCCUGAUCCAGAGGGUGCAUUACUCGGUGAAGAAGCGCCUGGCGCAGGACAAGGGUCUCGAGUUCCGGUGGCGCCAGGGCUGGUCGGGCCCCUCCACUGACAUGCUCACCCACAUGAUGCCCUUUUACAGCUACGACGUGCCGCACACUUGCGGCCCUGACCCCAAGGUGUGCUGCCAGUUUGACUUCAAGAGACUGCCAGGGUACGGCGUGACCUGUCCCUGGCGAAUUUCGCCCCAGCAGAUCACGGACGACAACGUUCGGCAGAGGGCGGAGCUGCUGCUUGACCAGUACCGUAAAAAGGCCCAGUUGUACCGGACCAACGCGCUGCUGGUGCCUCUGGGUGAUGACUUCAGGUACGACCAUUCGGCCGAGUGGGACGCUCAGUUCAACAACUACCAGGCUCUCUUUGACCAUAUGAACUCGAGGCACGACCUCUAUGUUGAGGCCAAAUUCGCCACUCUUGCCGAUUAUUUUAAUGCUUUGAAAGCGGAGACUGGAGGGGAGAAAAAUCUUCCUUCUUUGACGGGUGACUUCUUCACCUAUGCUGACAGAGAUGAUCAUUACUGGAGCGGCUACUUCACCUCAAGACCCUACUACAAGAGACUGGACAGGGUCCUAAUAGGCUACCUGAGAGCGGCAGAAGUUCUGUUCUCACUUGCCUGGGGUCACGGAAAGUCCGAGGACAACAAAGGAGUGACGCAGUGGCUCACUUCUCCGCACGCUGGGCUUCGAACAAAGCUGGACAUGGCCAGGCAGGCAAACGCCCUCUUCCAGCACCACGACGGUGUCACCGGCACUGCCAAGGACCACGUGAUGAGGGAUUAUGGCAACAAAAUGAUCAAGGCCAUUGAUGCUGCGCAGCAUGUUAUCCAAAUGAGCACUCAGUAUUUGCUCUAUCAUCAGUUAAAUCCUCAACUUGAUCCUAAUGACAUUUAUUUCCACUUGGACGACACAAGGCCCAGAACAGGGGCCUUGUCGAAGAGAAACAAAAUCACCUUCGGAGAGGGUCUUGCCACUAGAAAAAUUGUCCUUUUCAACUCAUUGAACAGAGCCCGAACUGAAUUCGUAAAACUCAGAGUCGCUCAAUACAAUGUCAAGGUUUCAGAUUAUGACGGCCAAUCUGUGCCUAGUCAGGUGCAGCCGUUGUUCGACGAGAUGGCUUCGAUGGUGGACGGCGAAUACGAGUUGAUUUUCAUCGUUACAGUGCCACCCUUCUCCUUGUCCACCUACCUCAUUUCGUGGACGAGCAGUGUCGAGGAGCAAGUUCCGCUGGCUUCUGUCUCUCUAGCCAACCACCAAGGGCAGCACAGACUGCACUCGGCUGAAGGUUUCGAGCAAAUCGGCUCUUUGCCUGAAGGCCAGGAUAUCAAAGUGACUUCCCAGCAACUGUCUGCGGUCUUCUCAAACCACGGUCUGCUCAGAUCGGUCACCGUCCAGGGCCUAACCAUUCCUGUCAAGCUCGAGUUCGUCCAGUACGGCGCUCGAAAGGGUGGAGAGAGGAGCGGCGCUUACCUUUUCCUGCCAGACGGGCCCGCCAAGAUUGUAACCACCAGACAAGCGCCUCUCGUCAGGGUCAUCAGCGGCCCUGUGGCCACACAGAUCGAAGUCCAGUUGCCGUUUGUACUGCACACAGCAACCAUUUAUAAUUGCUCAGGAGAAGUUGGAGGUUCGAUUGAAAUUGUCAACCUUGUCGAGCUGGUGGACGGAAACAACAUUGAGAUUGCCAUGCGUUUUUCCUCAGACAUCGAAAGUGGUGACACUUACUUCACUGAUCUCAACGCCUUCCAAAUGAUCGAGAGGAGGCGUCAACUCAGCAAACUGCCACUGCAGGCUCAUUACUUUCCCAUGUCAAGUAUGGGCUUCAUUGAGGACAGUGGAGUCCGCCUCUCUUUGGUUUCAGGGCAGCCGCUCGGAGCGGCUUCUCUGCAGACUGGCCAAUUUGAGGUCAUGCAGGACAGGAGACUCGGUCAGGAUGACAACCGUGGCCUGAACCAGGGAGUUCAGGACAACCACCCGACUCCCAACGUCUUUCGCCUGCUGCUGGAGCGCAAGAGCUGUCAGUCUGACCAUUGGCCGCGCGCCUCUCUGGCCGCCCACCUAAGCCACCAGUCCCUGCUGAUGCCCUUGGUGCACUUGAUUGCCGCAGGCGACCCACUCGUUCCUCUCAAGCCCUCCUUCACCCCCAAUUCGAAGUCUGAGUGCGGCCUGCACGUUCUUAACCUUCGCACCAGCUGGCUGAAGGUACGUCCCAGGGCAGGCCUGGUCGUUCACCAGCUGUCUUGGGACGAGUGUCUGCCCCCACCCCCAGGCCUGCAGUGUGCUCCAGAGAUGAGCAGUUUGGUCAACGUGAGUUCCGUGCUGCCCGGAUUCUUCGGUGCUAAAAUGAAAAAGGCGUCCCUCACAUUCCUGCACGAGGCCGAGGAGGUGUCCACGCUUCACGCCCAACCAGUGUGUCCCAACGAACUGGCCGCUUUCCUGCUUGGCUAAUUCAAAAACAACUCGCCUGUGAUCUUAUCGGUGUUUCCGUUUUUUAUAUUACUUAAGUUCUACGAAUUCCUUUUUAAUUGCAUUUGUGACUGUUGUGUUGUGCAUUUAAAAAAUAUUCACCCCGAGAAAACAAUGCUGAACUGAGAAAGUCAAGUGCAACGAGAUUUUCACUAGGGACAGGCCCUUCCCGAAUCACAAUUAUUACCAGAGAUUAUUGUAAUCGGAGUUAGAGGAAAUUUCAUUUUGUAGGCAAGCAACAUAAGUCAGAAAUUUUGAAUGGUUGUGAUUGUUACUGUAUCGUCGAACAUUAAUUUUAACUCCUGAAUCACCUAUGAAAUAAAAGAAGUACCAAUAAGA
Messenger RNA from Neocloeon triangulifer, 4347 nucleotides. It is a transcript of the gene alpha-Man-IIa, whose product is annotated as alpha-mannosidase 2. The record is from RefSeq and is a predicted model, not a curated record. The transcript has 12 exons. Bases 607 to 3990 code for a protein of 1127 amino acids. NCBI's taxonomy places the organism in Eukaryota, Metazoa, Arthropoda, Insecta, Ephemeroptera, Baetidae. Gene Ontology annotation, molecular function: carbohydrate binding; alpha-mannosidase activity. Gene Ontology annotation, cellular component: Golgi membrane. Gene Ontology annotation, biological process: N-glycan processing; mannose metabolic process; protein deglycosylation.